AGCCAACUAUUGGACCCCUGUCCACUGCCCAGGGUCCGAUGUGCUUUGAAGUCGACCGUCAACGACUCCGCGUAUUACCUCACUUGAUUGAGUGCCAAAAUAAAGUGUAUGCUCUUUCCGUCUCUGUCUCUCUCCAUCUCUCCACCUCCUUUGCCUUCUCCUCCGUUGCCCUCCCUCCCCUUACCUUUGGCAGCUAAACUUGCUUUCCGUUUACAAGGCAACUCCUUCUGCCUCCAAACCUCAAGCUUUGAGCAUCUCUUCUUACCUCCCUUCAGGGGGUGCGCAUUCAACGGAGUACCGAAAUCGUUGGCCAAACCCGACCUUUCCAGAGUGAUUUAAAACUCAAACGCAAGAUCAGUUUCAAAAGAGGGAACAACAUUUGCACAUGUAAUUGGGAUGUAUUCCAUGAAAAGGGACACUAUGGUUGCAUUAGUUGUAUUUUGUAUGCUGUUGACAACCACACAGGCCACCAACUGGGGUCAUGGAGGAUCAGAUUCUGUGAGGUUAAGUUUGGACAUCCCAUCGAACAAUGCCAUGAUCUACAAUGAGAUGGCAGAUGAAGAGCCUGAGAUCCUGAGUGUGAGCAUCCCGUCUGAGAAGCCGGUGCGGGUGCUGCUGGGCGGCAUGCUGGUCCUCCCCUGCUACUUCCAGGACAACACGCCCCACGACCCCGGCGCCCCCACCGUCACCCCCCUCGCACACCGCAUCAAGUGGACACACGUCACCAAGGACAAGGUCACCGACGUCCUGGUAGCCUCCGAUGGAGUGGUGAAGGUGGCAGAUGACUACCUGGACAGGGUGACCAUGGUGGGCUACCCCAUGACCCCCACAGACGCCUCCAUCAAGAUCACCGAGCUGCUCUCCAACGACACUGGAGUGUUCCGCUGCGAGGUCAUGCAUGAGAUCGAGGACAGCUAUGACACCGUGGAGGUGUUGGUGCAAGGUAUCGUCUUCCACUACCGUGCCAUCACGUCUCGCUACACCCUGACCUUUGAGAAGGCCAAGGCAGCUUGUGUCCAGAACAGUGCAGUCAUCGCCUCCGCUGAACAGCUGCAGGCCGCCUACGAUGGGGGAUACCACCAAUGUGAUGCCGGAUGGCUGUCCGAUGAGACUGUCAGGUAUCCAAUCCACGACCCCAGAGAGCAGUGCUAUGGGGACAAAGAGAACCUGCCAGGGGUCCGCACCUACGGCAUCAGGAACACCAGCGAGACUUACGACGUCUACUGUUUUGCUGAGAAGAUGACAGGCAAAGUGUUCUACUCCAUGUCUCCGGCCAAGUUCACCUUUGCGGAGGCCAGGGCCCAGUGUGAGGGUCUGGGGGCGCGGCUGGCCACCACAGGUGAACUCUACCUGGCCUGGCAGCAGGGUAUGGAUGUCUGCAACGCCGGCUGGUUGGCCGACGGCAGCGUGCGCUACCCAAUCAACAUCGCCCGGCCGCAGUGCGGAGGUGGGCUCUUGGGAGUGCGCACCGUCUGGAAGUUUGUCAACCAGACUGGAUACCCCGACCCAGACAAUCGAUUCGAUGCUAUCUGCUAUGAAGACGACGGUGAGGACGGCUCAGGCUUCCCCCUGUUCCCCUUCGGAGGUCACACCACCACUGAGCCCAGCAUUUUCACCGUCGGCACGGUAACGCCAGGCCCAGAGGUCAUCGUCAAGGAAGUGACAGAGAGCGAGCUGAAGGGGGAGGUGGUCACGCAUCAGCCCGAGAGCACCCGACCGGCCGUGUGGCCUGUCACUCAAGCCCCGCUGUUCCCACCCCCUGACGCCACCCAGGUGAUUCCCAACGUCAUCAUAAAAGCCACGUCUCAGCCGGACGUGAGGGCGGAGCUGCCAGGUGGAAGCCACUGUGGAGCUGUGGGCUCAGGUGUGGUGUUCCACUACCGGCCGGGCUACAGUCGCUAUGCCUUCACCUUUAUGGAGGCCCAGCUGGCGUGCCGCAGUGUGGGGGCGGUGAUGGCCACUCCAGAGCAGCUGCAGACGGCCUACGAGGGGGGCUACCACCAGUGUGACGCCGGCUGGCUCCUCGACCAGACCGUCAGGUAUCCUAUUGUGCAUCCUCGUGAGCGCUGUGCUGGUGACUUGGAGGAGCAGCCUGGUGUCCGGUCAUAUGGGCUGCGGCCAGCAGAGGAGCACUAUGAUGUCUACUGCUACAUGGAGAAACUCAAGGGUGAGGUGUUCCACGUGAGCUCGGCGGAGGGCUUCAGCUUUGACGAUGCUGUGGUGGCAUGUCAGGAGAGGAAUGCCACGCUGGCAACCACGGGAGAACUCUAUUCAGCCUGGCGCCACGGUUACGACAGGUGCCGCGCCGGCUGGUUGGCGGACCACAGCGUGCGUUACCCAAUCAGCAACCCCCGCGAGCGGUGUGGCGGAGGAAAGGCCAGCGUCCACACCAUCUACCUGUAUGCCAAUCAGACCGGCUACCCUCAGCAUUUUGCAAGAUUUGACUGCUUCUGUUUUAAGGCUGAUCAGACUACACUCCUCAAUGAGACAGGAAUGAACAUAACAGAAGUUCAAGAAGUGCUUGUCAAUAGGACUACAAUUACAGACAUCCUACGUCCAGCUCCAGUGUUUCCCUCCCUCACUCCCCCGAUUGUGGUCGAGUCCUCAGGCUCAGGCUCUGGCUCAGGCUCAGAGAUGCACUCUGGAGAUGCCUCGGCCAGUGGAAGUGGCCUGAGCAGUGGUGAGGUCAGUGGAGAGGGCAGUGGAGGCUUUUGGUCUGGCACCAGUGGGGGUGCCUCUGGGUCCGGCAGGAGUGGAGAUGGCUCAGGGAUCUUUGUGACCUUCUCUGGGGCCGGCCACGUGUUUCCCGGGGAAGGCUCAACGUCUGGGUUGCCACAGGAGGCCGGCGGUCAGGGCAUCCCUGGAGUCUUGACCUUCCCUGUCAAAUCUGGCUUCUUCAGCGGAGACAUGGGAUCGGGCAGUGCAUCCGGGUCCAUGUCCGGAUCGGGAUCUGGGUUCAGCUCUGAAGAGAGUGGUUCCACAUCCGACAUGUCCAGCGGGUCCUCUUCCGGUGAGAGUGGAGAACUCUCCGGAUUUUCCUCCGGAUCUGGAUCUGGCUCCAGCGAGGAGAUGAGCGGAUUCAUCUCUGGCCGUCCGGGUGAUAUCGACGGCCGUGGCACACGCAUCCUGUUCAUCGGUGGCCAGUACAUAGAAAUGGCGACCGACUCCCCCCGACUGGGCCAGGAGCUCGGCAAGGGAGGGGUCCAUUUCAGCGGCUCUGGAGACUGGUCAUCAGCGUCAGGUUCUAUGUCGUCAGGUUCUAUGUCGUCAGGUUCUAUGUCGUCAGGUUCUAUGUCUUCAGGCUCUGGUGAUUCCAGCGAGAGCCGUGGUUUCUUGAGUGGGGACAUGAGUGGAUUCUUGAGCGGAGACGCGAGCGGGUCGGGGAGCAGUUCUGGUUUCCCAGGUAUCAGGUUCUUCAACCCGGAGAUCGUUGACCAGACCUUCAAGCCCAAAGGAGAAGAGGAGCAGGAGGCUUCAGGGGUUCUGCAGUUUGGGUCUGGUAGCUCCAGUGGUUGGUCCAGUGGUGGGUCUGGGGGAUCAGGUGACAAUCUCAGUGGAUUCUUCUCAGGAGGUUCUGGUGGUAGUCAGCUGAUCACCCACGUACCAGACAACAGUGUGCUGGGGGUCAGUACUAUGCACCCUACGGAGGGCAUGGAGCUGAGGAAGGGGCCGGUGGAGAGCAGUGGAGAAGGGAGCGGCUUCUUCUCUGGCAGCGGAGACCAACAUAGUGGCUCCUCUUAUGGUGGAGCUGAAGACCACCAUCCACACCCUCAUCAUCAGCACCGACCUGACUCCCACCACGACUCUUCUUCCUCCCACGUCAGAGGAGACAACUACCCGGAUCCCCAUGGCCAUAUGUCCACCUAUCACACUGCAUCAUCCUCUGUGCACAGAGGAGACAACUACCCUGACACUGACCACCACACAUCCACCCACCACAGUGGCUCACCCUCUCCUCCUCACCCAGUUGAACCCUACGCAUCUGGGGAUGUCUUUGCCAUUCAGCCCCCUUCCCACCUAAUGAGUAGGACCUCAGCACCGGACCAUCCGCCCGCACAGCUUCAGGACAGUGCUGGGGAUGUCUUCACUGCAACUACUACCACCACUACUACCACCACCACACGGACAGCCACCACCUCCCCAGCCUUCCCCCUGCAGACACCCAGCCUGCUGGUAGAGCCUGCGCUGGUCGACAUUGACCCCUGUGACCCCAACCCGUGUGGUGUGGGGACGUGUACAGUCCAGGAUGGAAUAGGCCUGUGCCUCUGUCCACCGGGACGCACUGGAGCCGACUGCCAGACUGAGCUUGACGUGUGCCACUCAAACCCGUGUGCCAACGGAGCCACAUGUGUGGAGCGAGGGGACUCGUUCACAUGCUUGUGCCUGCCCAGCUAUGGAGGGAAGCGCUGCGAGAUUGAUGAGCAGAGCUGUGAGGAGGGCUGGACUAAGUUCCAGGGUAACUGCUACCUGCACUUCUCGGAGCGCGAGACGUGGGAGGACGCCGAGCAGCGCUGUCGAGAGCUCAACUCCCACCUGGUCAGCAUCAUCACCCCCGAGGAACAGAGAUUUGUCAACUCUCAUGCUCAGGACUACCAGUGGAUCGGCCUGAAUGACAAGACAGUGGAGAACGACUUCCGCUGGACAGACGGCACUCCCGUGCAAUUUAUCAACUGGCGGCCAAACCAGCCAGAUAACUACUUCAACUCCGGAGAGGACUGUGUGGUGAUGAUCUGGCAUGAGAACGGCCAGUGGAAUGAUGUGCCCUGCAACUACCACCUACCCUUCACCUGCAAGAGCGGCCCAGUGCUGUGUGGCCCUCCUCCUGAGGUGGAGAACGCGCGCAUGUACGGGGCCAAGAGGCAACACUACCAGGUCAACUCCAUCAUCAGGUACCAGUGCAACGAGGGCUUCCUGCAACGUCGCCCCCCAGUGGUGCGCUGCCUGCAUGACGGCCAGUGGGAGAAACCCCAGGUGGAAUGUAUAAUGUCCAACUCCACCGUCAGGAGAAAGAGAUCCAGCACAAUUCCAAGACAAACGACACGCCACAGAUCCAGCUAAAGCAGCCAGCCGAGGAACCUCUGGAAAGAUUUUAACAUAUAGUUAUUUUAUAAGGAUUAUUUUCUAUGAAUAAGAUGUCUCUUAAGGGAAAUGAAGCAACACAAGUGCCCAUUUUGUACAGCUGAAAGCUAAGGACACCAAAGAUUAGAAAUGUAAUAUAAAUCUGCCUAUCCGCUGAGUGCACAGAUGAUAAACAUUGCCUUGUGAAUUGAUACUAUUUAAAAGGGAAAAUUUAUAUAAGAUUUUAUUUGUUUUCAGGGGGGAGGGGGUUGUUUUGUUUUUCCCCUCAAACACUUGGGAGGGGUGUUUCAUUAAGUAGCUGUAGUUGUUGGCCAACAAACUAAAGUAAACUUUUACAGAAAAAACUUCCACAGCUGACAAAUGUAAACGGAAAAGUGUUAUUUAAAGAGGGUUACAGAGUGUCUUUCUGGAAAAAAGGGAAAAAAGAAACAUGAUUCGACCCUUGUCUGAGGCAAAUAACAUGUCCUGGACAUGGACAGACAUUGAUAAAUUGGGAUCGGUACUUUGACCCAAGGCCUGACCUAUAACCUUUAUAAAGGUGAAAAGAUACAUCCAUGAAAGAAAAAAAGAAGUUGCACUGAAGUUGAACUGUCUGAUGUUUUGAGUUGGCCCACAUGCCUGAAAAGUUCAAGUCAGAGAAAUAACGCAAUUCACAGAAUUCACAAUCCUACUUAAUGAAACACCCUUUUCAGGUUUUUGAUCAUUUUUGUAAUGCCAUUGACAAAUGUUGUGGGGAAAAGCAGAUCAAAUAAUUUUCAUUGCCAGCACUUGUCACGUAUGUAGUGAUGAAAAUGUAUCCAAUUGUAAGUGAAACAGGUGAAAAGGACUACUCAGUCCAGCCGUGUACUUCACUGUACUGUAUGUGUCAGUAUGAACUGCACUGUGAACUGUAAUGUGCUUUACAGACAGUGGCCUUAUAUUGUAGUUCAUGAGUUUGGAAGGGAUAGAGUAAAUAUAAUAUAUAAUUAUAAUUUGAUUAACUGAAAUUAUUUUUGGAGGGAAAAAGCUGAAAUUGUUUAGUUUCACUUCACCGAUCAAUAGUGCUUCAAUUUGUCAUCCAUUCAGCAAUCUUCGAAAACCCUACGAUUUAAAAUUUUACAUGAAAGAAAGGUAUAUUUAGUUCCUGUGCAAGUUAAGUGAAAAAUCUGGACUGUUAAAGGGUAACAGCAACAAACACUGAUUUAUAUGAGAAUAUCUUCCAUUUUGAAGACAGUUGAUCUGCAUAAUGUGAAAAGUGAUUAUUUAUUGAUUUAUCCUGAUGGCGGGACUUCAAUGUUACCUUGUCUGGGUUUGUCUAAUUCAGCUACAAUUUAAUUUUACAAGGUAUCAUGUAAACGUGCGUGUGCGAAUGACAAAAUGUUUGAAAUGUCCAUCAUGUAAAUGUUCAGCACCAUCAUUAUGUUUCUCAGUUAUUUAUUUAUGAAAGACAAAUCCAGGCAUGUCACUUUCAUUGAAGUCCUCCAUGAAAAAAAAAUCCUUUUCUGCUUUUGCAUGUUGUCCUAAAUGUUGCCGCUGUCUCACAGAAUCGCUGUGCAGGUCAUGGUAUUACCGUGGGAUUGGGCUGUCCCUAAAGACCCCUGUUCGCAUCAGUUACUGCCAUUUUACCUUCAGAGAACAGAAGUAGGCCCAGUGUGGCACAAAGAAAAGAGCCCCAGAUAAAGAACUCCAUCUAUCGCCGUGGAACCUGCUUUCAUUCUUCCUCCUCCUGUUAUCUGAUUGGCCUGUGCUUCUGUCACUCCAUCAUUCCAAGUAAUCAUGGGAGGCGGUGCCUCCUGACACCUGAUCUGACACACUCUACUCUCUACACUGCCAUACAUACACACUUUCUACUACUGCUACACUGCUGCUACUACUGUGCUACCAUAUGUUCUCAGCUACUAGUUUUAAAAUCAGAGACUACAAACUUUCUUGCCAUAUUCUUGCGUUAUAAUGUCUUGCUUUGCCAAUGUGCUUUCCUGAUGUACUGUAUGUCCCACAGAGAAGACAUUUGUCCUAUCAGACAUGUCCUUUGUGUAACACUGAGGCCUAGUGUGCCUUCAGAUUUGUUAACAUCAGAGCAUAUUUAGCCUGGACAAAGGAGUCAAAGACACCACUCCUGCUCUCUCCCUGCUGCCUGUCAUGUCAUUGAAGACAUGAGAGCUUCAACUGUCUUUAUGUUCAACACAGAGUUAAUACUGGCCUUUUCUCUUCCGUUCUUUUCCACCCAUCCAUGUUUUCUCUGACGUCUACACUGCUCUUAACUAAAGCUCUGCUGAUGCAAUCAUACACUAGACAAGUAACUGAUCUAUUUUUUGUUUUGUUUGUUGAAAAUGUGUUUGGAAUUACAUGCGGAACAUGCAAAAAGGUACAUAACAUAAAAGGUACAUACACGUACAAAAUAAAUCCAAAUGUUGAUUUCUUUUGCGCUGUGCAUUAAAGAUUACAU
Molecule: messenger RNA, 7504 nt
Organism: Engraulis encrasicolus (European anchovy)
Lineage: Eukaryota; Metazoa; Chordata; Actinopteri; Clupeiformes; Engraulidae
Product: aggrecan core protein-like
Exons: 21
Coding region: 397-5058 (1553 amino acids)
Biological process (GO): glial cell differentiation; cell adhesion; central nervous system development
Cellular component (GO): synapse; perineuronal net
Molecular function (GO): hyaluronic acid binding; calcium ion binding
Source: RefSeq, a predicted model, not a curated record